Messenger RNA from Meloidogyne enterolobii, 2733 nucleotides. Lineage: Eukaryota; Metazoa; Nematoda; Chromadorea; Rhabditida; Meloidogynidae. The record is from the annotation of a GenBank genome assembly.
AUGAUAUUAACCUUUCGGGCUUGUCGGGAGUUGAAAUUAUUACGUCAUCGCUCACAAAGUCCACCAGUUAAUAUAUCUGCCAGAUCACAAUUCCCGCAUGAAUCAGAAGAUUUUGAUACUCCUUAUGGAAGUGCUGCAAAACGUUAUCGUCCAUUUUAUGGAAGUGCGGGGCCGCCUAGUGGAGAUGGAUUUGUACAAAAAGAUGAAAACUUUGAUAAUUUUCCUCCAUACGAUGAAAAUGGUCCUUGGUCUUCUCGGUCACACAGAGGUGGUGAGGAAGGGGAUUUCCCUCACCAAUUUUAUUCUGGAGGAGAUAGAGGUGGAAGAGGAGGGCGAACACAAGGAUGGGGUUAUAGAGGUGGACGUCCCUUCUUUCCCCGUUUAAUUUGCAAAUUCUUCCGUGAGGGGUUUUGUCGUGAUGGUGAUCAAUGUACUUUUAGUCAUUUAACUGGUGAUUCUCAUCGUCGACCGGAAUUAUGUAGAUACUACCAACAAGGAUAUUGCAAAAAGGGACUUUUUUGUCAAUUAAUGCAUGGUGAAUGGCCUUGUAAAGCUUUUCAUAAAGGAGAAUGUUCUUUCUCUCAUGAACCUUUGGAUGAUGUUAGCAGACCAAUUAUGGACAAAAUACUCGAAGAAGAAAAACUUGGAUUAACACGUCCACCACAACAACAGCAUCCACGUUUUGAUGUUCCACAACAACAAACUCCACAUAUGGGUAGAGGUAUUCGUCCAUUUUUUCGUCCGCGCUUUCAAGGGCCUUAUCAUGAUCAAAUUGGUGGUCAGAAUUUCCCUCAAUCGCAAGCCCCACAGGCACCUCAGCGUCAAUUUCAUCGUAAUCCACAUCAACAAAUUGGGUUGGGUGCUCCACAGCCACCUCAACAACAGCCAUUUUUUAAAAAGCAACAACAUUCACUGAAUGAAAGUUCUAUUCCUGGACAUCCACUUUCACCUGAAAAUUUACAUCAAGGAUCUUCUGAAAUAAAUAUGCUCAAUGAGGAAACUGGAGGAAUAUGUGUACAGCAACAACAACCAUCAAUUCCUCCACCUGGACUUGUUAUGCCUCCGCCCCUAGUAUCAACACAAACAACACCUUCCAAUCAACCUCCCCAACAAUCACAACCUCCUCCAUCAUUUCAACAAUUACAACAACAAGUCCAUCAAGUUGCUGGUCCACAUUUUCCUCAUCAGCCUUCUUUGCUUGGUCCUUCGAGUGCUGCUGCACAGGCACAAGCAAUGCUUACAGCAAUUCUUCAGCAGUCACAACAGACUGGGCCUACGUCAGCAAAAGGAGGUUUUCGAGAUAAUUCAUUACAACGUUCUCCUCCUCCUCCACCUCCUCCAAAAAAGAAAGAAGUUUCUCAAUCAAAUAUUGAAGAUCAACAACAAUUAAUUACUAAAACAGAAAUAGAAGAAAUUGAAUUAAAACCAGCAACAAAUACUGGAGGAUUUAAUAUAAACCAAAUGCUUGAACAAAUAACUAAACAAAAUAGCCCUCCCCCUCCACAACCCCCUAUUGCCAUAACAAAUAUUAAACGAGAGGAAACAAAUACUUUGGAUUUACUUGCAAAUGUUGAACUUUCGGAUUCAACAACAAAUAUUAUUGAAGAGUCACCCGCCUCUCCUGUUUUUGCUCCUGAACAUCAACAAGAAAAUGAAGAUAAACCUGCAGCUUUAAUUCCAGUAGUUCGUGAAUGGAAAUUGCAUUUAGUUGAUUUGUCACCAUUAACUGAAUGUUCUGAUAUGCAUUUUGAUAUAAAAUUAGUUCAGCAAAUUUCUUCAUCUAAUUCUGAUCCACGUUUACGAAAAAUUGCAGAAAAACAAUUUGAUUUAGUUUCGAAAACAUUGGAACAACAACAAGCAAAUCAACAAAAAAAUAAUUUUAAUGAAGGAAUAUUUACUCCAACAGAACAAAUUAAAAAGGAGAUUGAAAAACGUGAAGCUAUCAGUGAUAUUAAUUAUGAAACUGGAUUGCAAGAUCCUCGUACAAAAGACCCUCGAAGAAAGCGGGAAAUAUCUGGAAUAUCUUCAACAUCUUCUUUAGAUGAGGCGGAAUUAGUUAAAAAGCAAAUGGCUGCAUUAGAGGCAGCUGCUAAACAACAGCAGAAUUGUGAACAAUCCUCUCAAUUGUUUUCAACACAAUUAGGUAUUCGUCAACAAUUGGGGUUACCUCCACCUACUAUAAACUUUCAAUUACCACCACCACCUGCUUUUCUACCGGGAAAUCCAAUGGGAAAUCAAUUUUUUACUGUUCCUCCUCCACCUCCUCCCUUUUCACUGCAACAACAACAACAACAAUUACCACAAAAUUUUUCUACACCUCCCCCAUCAACAUAUCAACAAAUCAAUCAGAUUGUAACAUCUUCCCAUCAAAACUUAGAAGCUCAAACAUUCAAUACUGAACAAUUACCUUGUUCUUCUUCAAUUGAUCCAUCUAAAUCUUCAAAUAGUUCUUUCGAAAAAAUACAUUCGGAAACUUCGUCUUUUCCAUCAUAUCAAUAUUCUAGAGGUUAUCGUGGAAGGCGUGGAAGAUAUUCUACUAAUUAUCACCACCACCACCACCAACAACAUUAUCGAGAACAUAAUCAACAGAAUAUUAGAAGGUCAGAAUCUCCCCCAAAACAACAACAACAAGAGGAAAAUGUUUCUACUUCUUCAACUAUUAGCCUUCGAGAAAAACGAAAAAAUAAUGAAUAUGAAUCGCCAUUAGCUAGAAUGGCUAAUAAUAGAUAUUGA